AUGGCUAAGCGCCACUACGGAACGUAUGCGCUGGGGACGAAGCCGGAGGGUGGCGAUGGCACCGCCCCCAAGGCGGCCGGGGAGGAGGUGGUGAUAAGGGCGCCGGUGCACUGCGACGGCUGCGGCCGGAAGCUGCGCCGCUCCCUGGAGCGCCUCGACUGGGUUGGAGAGGUGAGCGUGGAUUCCAACACCAACACGGUGGUCAUGAGAGGACCAAAGGUGGUGGAGAACCCGGCGGAGACUGUGAAGAUCGUGGAGAAGAGGACCCGGAGGAAGGCGGUGCUGCUGAGCCCGGCGCCGGAGAAGCUGCCGCCGCCGGCUGUGAAGGAGACCAAGAAAGAUGAUGGGAACAAGGACAUGUACGAGCUACCGGAAAUUAACAUGAAAAUGGUGGUGAUAUUGAGGAUAAACUUGCACUGCGACGCCUGCUGCGAGGAGAUCAAGCGGAGGAUACUUCGAAUCAAAGGUGUUGAGGACGCCGUGCCGCACCUGAAAUCCUCGCAGGUGAUGGUGAAGGGGGUGGUGGAGCCGGCGACGCUGGUCGGCUUCAUCCGCAACUGCACGGGGAGGAAAGCCGCCAUCUUCAGGGCGGAGCCACUGGACCCGCUGCCAGCGCCAAAGUCACCACCACCGGAAGCCGAGACCAAGAAAGAUGGCCCAACUGACAACACGGGAGAGAAGAAGGACGCGCAAGAGAACGGUAAGAAUGAAGAGCCACGGGAGGAGGAGGAGAAGGGAGGAGGAGAGCCAGAGGAGGACAAGAAGAGGACGGGCGACGACGACCGCGCCGCCGCCGAGGAACUUCAUCAGGAAGCCCAUGCAGGUGAGGGUGAAAAGCACGCCGCCACCGGCGACGGGGUUGUGCUGGAGGACCAGAAGAAGGACGACCGCCUGUUCGCUGCUCCUCUCCCGGCCGGAGUCUUCACGGUGGCGCCUGAGACGAUGGCCAUCAGCAACGUCACCCCCUACCACCACUACUCCUACCCGUCAUCGUACUAUGCUUACGCGCACCCGUCUUAUUAUUACCAGUGCCAGUAUCCGCAGCCGUAUUACCCGGCGUACUCGUACGCUUGCGGCCAUGGCAUGUAUGGGUAUCCGCCGGAGGCGUUCACCGAGGAGAACCCAAACGCGUGCGCCAUCGUUUGA
Setaria italica (foxtail millet) is the source of this 1146-nucleotide messenger RNA. Its product is annotated as heavy metal-associated isoprenylated plant protein 7. Bases 1 to 1146 code for a protein of 381 amino acids. The transcript is spliced from 5 exons. Lineage: Eukaryota; Viridiplantae; Streptophyta; Magnoliopsida; Poales; Poaceae. Gene Ontology annotation, molecular function: metal ion binding. The record is from RefSeq and is a predicted model, not a curated record.